Acanthocheilonema viteae is the source of this 1113-nucleotide messenger RNA. Lineage: Eukaryota; Metazoa; Nematoda; Chromadorea; Rhabditida; Onchocercidae. The record is from the annotation of a GenBank genome assembly.
AUGAUAAAUUGGACAGUGAACGAUAGAGUGAUAAGAGAGUGUACGCUACAACUCACUUCUUACAAUAUAUUUGUCGGUUUAUGCUUUGCUGCUAUUUUCAUCCUAUCAUUUAUCGGCAACUCGUUGGUUCUUUUCACUAUCAUCAAACUUCAACGACGUAGCACACAUUUAAUCACCAAUAUAUUAUUGUUCAAUUUAGCAGUUGCUGAUUUGUUACGAUCAAUAAUUUGCAUACCACCAACUUUAAUGAGUGAAAUAUCACAAUGUUGGUUACUUGGACCACAUAUAUGCAAAUUUGCUGCUUAUUUGCAGCCUGUGACAGUUUGCGCAUCAGCUUAUACAUUAGCUCUAAUUGCACUUGAACGUUACUACGCAAUAUGUCGUCCACUGGAAUCGAUGGUGUGGCUUUCAAAGCGUCGUCUACUGGCACUUAUAUCGUUUGUUUGGUUAACGUCAUUUGGAAGCAAUGUUGGCGCACUUGUCAUUUAUGAUGCUAUUCCGUACAGAACACAUUGGAGUUGUCGUUCCACUGCUACUCCGUUAACAGAUUUCCUUUAUCAAAUCCAUGUCACAAUGCUAUUAUUAUUCAUACCACUAACAGUUAUGUUGCUUUUAUAUUGCAAGAUAAUCAAAACGCUUCAUUCAAACAAUCAACUAGAAGUAAGACCGGGAGAGUUUCAUAGUUAUACGGAAUGCUAUCCAAGUGAGAUAGAACGAAAGACAUUUUCAAGUUGGUUAUAUCCAUCAUUUGCCAGUAAGGAGCUCAAUGUCUCUUAUACUGCUUGGGUGAAUGAUUCAGAACGAAAAACUACCGCUUUAAGUAUGACGUGUAAUAUAUCAAGCAGAGAGGCGUGUGAGUAUGACACUCGAUCUAAGCUUUCCAGUUUCAAUAGCGCUCCUACCCUUCGAUCAUCAUCAGUUGGUGGCAGUAAAACGGGUAGUAAUUAUAAAUAUGGUUAUAUGCUUCGAAGCAAUCAUCAGGAAAAAAUAAUUAAAGCAAAACGACGUGUAAUUAGAAUGCUAAUUAUCAUUGUUAGUGCUUUCGUUAUCUGCUGGACACCGAGUUUUGUUUGGUGGCUUAUAAUUAGAACAUCUGAUCUCGCUCGGGUAUGA